Molecule: messenger RNA, 1036 nt
Organism: Rattus rattus (black rat)
Lineage: Eukaryota; Metazoa; Chordata; Mammalia; Rodentia; Muridae
Gene: Prok2
Product: prokineticin 2
Exons: 4
Coding region: 1-387 (128 amino acids)
Source: RefSeq, a predicted model, not a curated record
AUGGAGGACCCGCGCUGCGCCCCGCUACUGCUACUUCUGCUGCUACCGCUGCUGCUCACACCGCCCGCCGGGGAUGCGGCGGUCAUCACCGGGGCUUGCGACAAGGACUCUCAGUGUGGAGGAGGAAUGUGCUGCGCUGUCAGUAUCUGGGUUAAGAGCAUAAGGAUCUGCACACCUAUGGGCCAAGUGGGAGACAGCUGCCACCCCCUGACUCGGAAAAGUCAUGUUGCAAAUGGAAGGCAGGAAAGAAGAAGGGCGAAGAGAAGAAAGAGGAAGAAGGAGGUUCCAUUUUGGGGGCGGAGGAUGCACCACACUUGUCCCUGCCUGCCAGGUUUGGCAUGUUUAAGGACUUCUUUCAACCGCUUUAUUUGUUUGGCCCGGAAGUGAUCACUCUGAAGCAGGAACUUGAAAUGUGAACCUCUACUCACUGAACAAUGUCUGUCAAGUCUCGCUUGUAAUUGUGUCAAAGAAUAUGCCAGAAAGAAAUGUUCUCCCUUCCUCUCCACUUUUCAAGAAACGUUCCUAUCUUUGAUUUUUUUUUAAAGUGGCCUUUUUCUUUUUUUCUUUUUUCUUUCUUUUUUUUUAAGGAGAGUUUUCAUUUUUGGAGAGAUUUAUAAAGGGCAAGGCUUUCUGGAAUGGCUUCUCAUUUCCCUAUUUGUUUUGCCUUGACAUUUUUUGAAGACCAACAACAACCAUUUCCACAAAUAGAGUAAGAGUGAACGUCUGUUGCAGAAACUCCCUUUUGCCCUGCCUCCCCUCUGCCAGUCCUGCCCAGUGCCCAGACAGACACACCCUUACUCUUGAAACAUUCUGAGGAUCCUCACCUCAGGCUAGCGUUGUGGGGCCUCUCCGCUCCCAGGCUUGCCGGUAGACCCACUGAAGAGGCAUUUGAACCAGUCCGUCCAGGCAGUUCACUGGGGCAGACAUUCGGAGUGCCCCAGGAACUUUCCUGAACCCAUCUGGCCCACCGGCUUUCAGUUCCACUGGUUAACUGGUGGGAGGACAAAAUUAAUGGGAUACUGAAGGAGUCUGGUCU